AUGGGCAAACAUCGACCGAUCAGGAAAGGGGACAGGGUGAUUGAAGGGUGGGAGUCCAUCGUGAACGCAACGGCAGAGAGAGUAGUGGGAACGAAGGUGGUACGAUGUGGGGUAUCGGUUAAGUGGUGGGAUGACGAGCUGAAAGAAGAAAUAGGGGAACGUAGAGAAGUCUUCAAGCAGUACCUGAGUGAGGCGUCUGAGGAAAGUAGGAAAAAGCACAGGGUCGAAAGAAAACAGGUGAAGGGACUAGUGAAAGAGAAGAAAAAGUGUAUUUGGGACGAAGUAGUGCAGAAGGCCAACGGAGGCCUGGAGGGAAACGUCAAGCAGAUGUGGGAAGGGAUUAGUGGAAUGGUAAAAAAGACCGCGCAAGGGGGGGAUACAGGGGUAGCAACUUUGCGAGGUGUGAACGGUGGAUUAGUCAGCAGUGGGAAGGGAAAAAGGGAAGUUCUAGCAGGACACUACAAGAGACUUGGAGUGCCCUCGGAGAAUGAAGCUUUUGACCAAGCGUUUAAGAAGGAGGUGGACGCAUGGGCCCAAAAAGAAGAAGAGACAUCGAAGGCAGACGUUGGGAACGUAGAACUAGAAAAGGAGUUCACUGAGGACGAGGUUGAGGCGUGUGUGAACAAGCUGAAGUGCCACAAAGCAGCAGGAGCGGAUGGGAUAGUCAACGAGUUCAUGAAGUUUGCGGGGGAAGGGAUGAUCCAGCUGAUGGGGGGAUCACACUGUUCAACACNGGAGAAAUGGGUUGUGGAAACAACUGUCCAAAAAUACAGGAUCAAGGGGAAAAUGUGGAGAGUGCUGAAGAAGAUGACAGGGCACGAAAAGCGCGGUCAUGCUAGACGGAGAACUGUCAAAUUCUUCGACAUUGAGCAGGGGGUCCCACAAGGUUGCACGCUGUCCCCAACAUUGUUCCAGGGGACACGAAACUUCGGUUUCAGGAUGUUUGCGGAUGAUUUUGUCCGAAUGUCGGACACCCCUGAGGGACUUCAACUGCAAAGUGACGCGGCGAAGUUAACUAAUGAGCGGAGAUUGUCUGCCAACGUUGAGAAGAGUGCCGUCACGGUAUGCAACGAGAACGAGGAGGAACCAGUUGAACAUAGAUGGAAGUGGGGGAUCGAGGAGAUUGCAGUAGUGGACCAGGCAAAAUUGGGGAUCCAAUCCCUACGGUCAGGAAGAGACGCCAGGAAGAUGACCUGGCAGUAUCGCAUGUGCGGGAUGGGAGAAGAGAGGUUGAAGAGAAUUGUAUGGGAGGCGAAGUGGGCCAACAAGAAGAGGGGUAGCCAACCCACGGAAUGGGUCAAGGUUGUAGAGGACGUAUGGAAGGGGCUCGACAUCGACGAAGAUGAAACGCUGGAAACGGAGGGUCUACAGGGGUUCAAGGAGAAGAUAUCUGUUGCUUGUGCCGAGAGAGAAGAACAGAAUCUGAGGAAAGAAUCCAAGGAUAAGGAGGGUCUAGAAGUGUACGGAAUGUUGAAGGAAGGAAUAGGGUCCAAGGAUUACCUACAUGGACCAAUGGAUUUAAGAACAAAGCUUAAGGUCAAAUUCAGGACCGGGGACAUAGGCCUUCGAGAACGUCGACGAAGACAUAGGACGGUAGACGACGAAGACGACGAGUUCAAAUGUGAUUGCGGCUUCGAAUGCGAAGACCGUGUUCGUGUAGUCGCGGAAUGUCCAUCGUACAAGAAGGAGAGGGAAGUGUACGUGACUGAGCUGGGAAAAAUAGAUGGGACGUACAGGGAGAUGUUUGAGGCAUGGAAUAGAGAGGAAAGGACGGUAGCUGUACUGGGGCAUAGGAGGUGGGUUGAGAAGGCGGGAAGGGAUACCGUUAGGAUGGAUAGACUCGGGAAGACAUUUUUGAGCCACCUUUGGCAAAGUAGGAAGGAACGCUUGGUCAUCGGUGAUCGGUG
Messenger RNA from Ectocarpus sp. CCAP 1310/34, 1907 nucleotides. NCBI's taxonomy places the organism in Eukaryota, Phaeophyceae, Ectocarpales, Ectocarpaceae. The record is from the annotation of a GenBank genome assembly.